Messenger RNA from Cucurbitaria berberidis CBS 394.84, 2397 nucleotides. RefSeq lists its product as uncharacterized. The coding region runs from base 1 to 2397 and encodes 798 amino acids. Gene Ontology annotation, molecular function: DNA replication origin binding; single-stranded DNA binding. Lineage: Eukaryota; Fungi; Ascomycota; Dothideomycetes; Pleosporales; Cucurbitariaceae. Gene Ontology annotation, biological process: double-strand break repair via break-induced replication; mitotic DNA replication preinitiation complex assembly; DNA replication initiation. The record is from RefSeq and is a predicted model, not a curated record. Gene Ontology annotation, cellular component: DNA replication preinitiation complex. The transcript is spliced from 5 exons.
AUGAGCAUCAGUGAAAUGGAACAGCGCUGCAAUGUGCUACGACAGGAUCUGAAAGUAUGGGAGAAGCACUUCGCCGCCGCGAAUCAUGGUCAGAAGGCUGGGCGCGACGACAUCAAGGCGGAUGCUGAGAUCUCACAAAAGUACAAAGAGUACAACAAGCUCCGAGCUCGCCUCUCAACCACACCAGCACCACAGACCCCCUCGAAACGAGCGGCAAGCCGCAAACCAACUCUCGACGUUGAGCGCACACCGAAAGGACCACCCAAGGCGCUCACGUCUACGCCGAUGAAGAGGAAGAGAGGAGAGGAAGUCUUGUCAGAGAACGCAGAUCAGGCGGCCGAGAUUCUCUCCCCACAAGGACCUACUGUGAUCGGACCUACCCCACAACGCGAUGGCAUAGUCCUGGGCUUAUUCGAUCUUCUUCCCGUGGGGACGCCGAGCAAGAAGAGAGCCAUACUGGGAGACGUAGAACCUAAUGUCCUUCAGACACCGAGUCGGAGGCCUCAAGAGGCGGCAAGCGAGACAUCACUGGAGUCUAGGGCAAGGGGAGAGAGAACACCGCUGUCAUCUGGGAAGCGCUUUCUUCUGAAUCAAUUCGUCACACCGAAGAAGAGGAAACUAGAGGAGGAGGGUACUCCAACGUCUACAUUACGAGGGCUCGCAACACCUGCGUUCUUACGGAGAAACAAUGCCCUCAGUGCGAUUGACGAAGCAGACGAGACUACGCCACGUCCCGCACCAUGGAAACGGCGCGGUCUAGGAAGGAGCUUGAGUGCUAUGAUACAGGCUAUGAAGAAAGACGAGGACGACCGACUAGACGAAGAGGCAGAUAUCAUGAGGGAAUUGGAGAUGGAAGAGGAGGGCAUACCGGUGCCGAAAAAGCCUAGGCUCCCUGAGAUCCUAGUUGAGGACAGUCAGGCAAUGCCUUUGGGUCCUGAUCGAGGUCUCGAGUCUGACGAGGACAGCGAGGACGAGCCAGAGCUUGGUCGCGAUGGCAAGCCGAUGAAGGUGUGGAAGAAGAAGGGCUUGAAGAGGCAGACGAGGCGUAUUAUUAUGCGGCCCAACUUCGUUAAACCCAAGCCUCAACCAGCACUACAAGGAGGUCCGGACGAUUCGGAUAAUGUUGAAGAGACUGGAGUGCCAGAAACCCAAGCACAAGCAGAUAGUGCAACAGGCGAACACGUCUCGGACAACGACGAAUCCGACUACGCAAGUGACGCCUCCCACACACCGAAGAAGCGCAAGACGCUAUCGAAGAAGCCAGAGGACCCAAAGGAAGGCGUAGUUAAGACAGCUGCGCGGAAGAUCAAAGCUACGGCGAAUGCGAACUUUCGACGACUCAAAAUCAAGGGUAAAGGGGGCACCGGCGGAAAGGGGAAGUUUAGUAAGAGGAGGGCAUGGACGCCAAGCCCAGUAGCAGCUCCGCCGUCGAUUGCCUCCGGCGCACGUCAAGCUCCGACUAAGCUUCCGCUCGCCGCAACAAACACGACAACGACGGCAUCUACAGCUUCUUACUCAACACCACAAACUAGCCCAUCCUGCCAAGCCGACUAUACGACUACCGAAGCACCGCAUAGAAUGGCCGAAAAAGAGCUCCAAACGGCGCUCCAGCAGCUCCGCCAGACGCUCCAAUCCCACAACUACCAACAAUCGACCUCAUUACUUUCCAAAGCAAAGAUCGCCCUCCUCAACCUCAACGCCCUCAUCCCACAAGAGAAGUCGCCGCGAAAGCACCUCCAGCUCGCCCGCGAAACCCUCGAGCUUGGCGCCAUCAUCUCCAUUCGCCUCAAAGACACCGUCUCCUUCACCCGCUACUUCCAGCAACUACAGCCCUUCUACUCUCUCCCUGAGUCCGUCUUACCAAAAGACGGCAGCCACGCUAGUAAAGUCACCGGUCUCUAUCUGCUGCUCCUGUUGAGCGACGGCGACUAUGCGGGGUUCCACACGCUGCUCGAGACGCUCGAGGUAGCGGCUGCGCAGGCGGGGAUAAAACUCGAGGACGACCAGUGCAUUCAGUAUCCGAUAAGAUUGGAGCAAGCGCUUAUGGAGGGCAGCUAUGACAAGGUGUGGGGCGAGACUAAGCGGGAGAAGGUGCCGAGUGAGGAGUUUGGCCUGUUUUCCGAGAUUCUCAUCGGCACUAUCCGCAAAGAAAUAGCCUCGUGCAGCGAGCGCGCUUACCCCUCUAUCCCCAUCUCGGACGCCAAAUCUCUCCUCUUCCUCGACUCGGAAGGCAGCGUCGUCAACUUCGCCAAGGAGUCUGGCUGGGUGGUUCGCGACGGCAGGAUAUACUUCCCGCAGCAGGAGGAUGACUACCUGAGCAAAGAUAUUCUGGUCACAAGCGACCAGGUGAUUGAGAAUACGCUGGGGUACGCGCGGGAGUUGGAGACGAUUGUUUGA